AUGGGAAAACCUUCCAAGUGGAAGGAGAGGAAAUACAAAGAUGGUAUCAAAUGGAAGUUUCUGGAACAUAGAGGUCCACUGUUUGCCCCAGCGUAUGACUCACUGCCUGAUAAUGUGAAGUUUUAUUAUAAUGGAAAGCCCAUUAAGUUGAGCUUGGCAAUGGAGGAAGUGGCUGGCUUUUUUGCGAAAAUGCUGGACCACGAGUACACAAUGAAGAAGACUUUCUGAGAGAACUUCUUUGCUGACUGGCAGAAGGAAACGACCAUAGAAGAAAGGAUGUUUCUCAUCGACCUUACCAAGUGUGACUUCAAUGAGAUGGCUACCUACUACAAAAGAAAGAUGGAAGAAAAGAAGAAUCUGUCAAAAGAAGAAAAGCUAAAAAUAAAGGAAGCCAAUGAGAAAGUUGUUCAGGACUUUGGCUACGGUGUCCUGGAUCAUCAUCGAGAGCAAAUUGGUAACCUCAGGAUAGAGCCUCCUGGUUUGUUUCAUGGGCGAGGAGACCACCCCAAGCAGGGGAUGCUGAAGAAGAAAAUCCUCCCUGAAGAUGUUAUCAUCAACUGCAGCAAAAGUGCAAAGCACCUUUUGCCCCCACCAGGACACACAUGGAAAGAAGCUUGUCAUGACAAUACUGUCACUUGGUUGGCAUCUUGGACAGAAAACGUGCAGGGAUCAGUCAAAUAUGUCAUGCUGAAUGCCAACUCUAAGCUGAAGGGAGAAAAGGACUGGGAAAAGUAUGAUGUUGCCUGGAAGCUGAAGACCUGUGUGGACAGGAUCCGGGCUCAGUACUGCCUGGACUGGAGAGCCAAGGAAAUGAAGCUGCGGCAACAAGCAGUUGCACUUUACUUCAUUGAUAAGGUAGGAAAUCCUGAGACAAAAUGACCCCUGACUGAGACCCAUGCUGAAAGUAGUGUGGGGCUGGAUGGCUAAUGGGAGGGCAGUAGGAUGUAGAUCUGAUAUCUCUGGUUCUGAUCCAGCUUGCUAGUGGGGAAAACAACAACCUCGGUUGGAAAUGAUCUGUCUGCCAGCCAGUCA
Gavialis gangeticus (Gharial) is the source of this 1032-nucleotide messenger RNA. RefSeq names its product DNA topoisomerase 1-like. Gene Ontology annotation, cellular component: chromosome; nucleolus. NCBI's taxonomy places the organism in Eukaryota, Metazoa, Chordata, Crocodylia, Gavialidae. Gene Ontology annotation, biological process: DNA replication; DNA topological change; chromosome segregation. Gene Ontology annotation, molecular function: DNA topoisomerase type I (single strand cut, ATP-independent) activity; DNA binding. The transcript has 8 exons. The record is from RefSeq and is a predicted model, not a curated record.